Caenorhabditis bovis is the source of this 918-nucleotide messenger RNA. The record is from the annotation of a GenBank genome assembly. NCBI's taxonomy places the organism in Eukaryota, Metazoa, Nematoda, Chromadorea, Rhabditida, Rhabditidae.
AUGGCCUAUGAUGAGAGUGAUAUUCAAGUUGAAUGCGAUAAAUCCUAUAACCCAAAUAUAGAAGUUUUGAAGUAUGCUCUCCAGGCCGUCUAUCUGUUCCCGGCAUGCGCCUUUAAUCUAUUUAUAUUGUAUACAAUGCUCUACAAAAAUCGAAGUUAUUAUAGAAAUCACUCAUUUUUCAUUUUAUUCGCGGCUGAUUGCUUUAUAAGUUUCAAUGUCCUUCUAUUUCAAGCCAUCAUCGGCCGUUCUGUAAUGUACAUCCCUUAUCUAUGCGACAUUCUAAUACCAUAUGUGUUCAAGCCGAGAAUCGUCAUGAAAUUCUACACUCUAUUGAUUUCCUAUUGUGAAAUUGCGAAAAUUUUGACACAAAUUUUGUUCGUAAUUAAUCGAUUCACCUGUAUUUAUAAACCAUUCGAGCACGCAGCGAUUUGGCAUCGUUGGCUUCGAAUAUCGCUAAUUUUCGUCGCAAUAUUCCCAUGUUUCCUUAUUUGGAAUGUGGCCAUCUCGAGGACCUUCAUGAUUCCCUUUUAUGGCGGAAUGAUGCUGUAUUACUCGAGAACGGUGUCGUGGGCGAGUCAAUCAAUAUUCAACUCAAUUCUGAUCAUCAUCGCAUUACUAAUUACCAUCAUUUGCUCGAUAAUUACCAUAAUUAUUGUGAUAAAUCGUCCGAAGCGUGUGAAGCAGGCCGAAAAAUCGCUAUUCUUCGCGACAUUGGCCAUCUCUUCCGGAUUCAUUUUCACCGCCAUUUUUCAGGCGCAAAAAUUUCUGACAAAAUUUCGAGAAUUUCCCAAUUUCAGAAGUUCCCUAUUCGUGGUGGCCAAUAGUCGGAAGCUUCGCAAUGAUCUUCGAAAUUCGGCACUUCGAUCGUCGCGCUCAACUGUCACAACGAUUGGGGAUGAUAUUCAUGCGAUUCGUUAA